UAUCGAACCUAAAACACAUCGCUGUUCAAUGUCAUAACAUAACCUCGAGCCGCAACAAUUAAAUUACAAGAUUCUAGAAGAAACUUAAGGGCCUGCAAACAUGCUUAGGUUAAGUCGUGUAAAUCAGUUGCGUGCAUCGUAUAUACGAUUUAUGGCCGCGCAGCCUCAAGCAGAAUCCCAAGCAUCGUCUGGGACAAAUAAUGAAUACACUUCCCAGCCUGAGUAUCCACCAAUUCGGGAUCUCACAUACAAGGCGCUUAAGCGCAGAGCAGCCAGUGAUUGGCAUGAAGAAAUUCGUCAAGUGGCGACAGUAGAAGAAAAAAUCAUCAAAGUAAAUAUGCCUCGUUAUUAUGGAUACAAAGUGGUCGACUUCAACGACAACAAAAUUCCAUACAACGCAUUACCAGUCACGCAACAUUACACGCGUACAGUACUAGAAGAGUUGCCACUACCAACUGCCAAUGAAUACGAGCAGACGGAAUUAAGUUCAGAUGAUAUUCUAAAAAAAGCCCGAAAUGAUAUUAUUGACGCUCUAGAACUGGCACACGACUUCUAUAACCACAAAGCGACGUUACCCGACAUUGUGCCCUCUGAUUCUGUUUCCCGCGAAUUCCAGCUGACGCAAAUUAUUGUAGAGCAGGUUAACAGAGCCUUACAGCAGGUCCUCAGCGCUGAUUAUCCGCAUCUAAAUGAUGUCGAGGUGGACUACAAUCCACGCCACGAGGCCUUCUGGGCAGUUGGCGGGGUGGAUCCUCCAAAAAAUGUGGAAAAGUCAAAAAAAGGUCGGGGCUGGCAAAAAGACGAUGCUAGUGAAAGCUUCGAUAGAUUGGUCCAAUAUACCGGGGCUCCUUACUUGGCGCUGCGUCAUCGUCAGCAGCUGUGCCCGUGGAUGACAGAAGGGGAAAGUGAAAAUAUGGACCUAGCCCGACAGCUACCACGAUUUAACCAUGAUGCCCGUACUUUGGGCUACACAACCACGUACCAGCAUGCAGUCAAUGUCCCAGGCUAUUGGCCCAGUGCUAACGGGGCCAACUUUGGAUUAAUCUCGUUUCAAUCGCGGGCUUUCCUCCAGAUGCGUCAUAAGGCAUAUGGGGACUGCGACUUGCAAGAAGCGCUUAAUGCACUGGCUAUAAAGUCCUCAUACGCAUGGCUAUUAGCGCAGGCCAAUUACAACGGCUUCAAUACAUAUAACGAUCUCACUUACCCUAUGAAUACCCAAACUGUGAUCACAAAUGGUCGAGAAUGGAGUUUCUACGAGUACCAACUAAACACGUUGCUUCUGCAUGGCAACCAAGUAGACGAAAAUCCCCGAGUGAACUGCUGUCGAGGUACACCGCCUCUUCCGCUCUACGCCGAGAUAUCAGAAAAGGGAAAGUGUGUGGACUUCAAUGAUGCUACGCUGAAGCAGCUGCUCCGAUUGUAUACAAACGUCCCAAAGGUCGAGCGCGCAGCCAACGAGCUCCACCCGUAUGUGACUGCUCGCACCUCUGACUAUGAGAAUACGCACCAGCGCGAUUUUAUUGACAAAACUUUUAAGCAUUUGUGUUCCAAGCGACCCCGUCAUCUUCAGCUGCCCGAGAUCUACUUGUGGGAGAAGUUAUACAAGAUAGACCAUAAGACUCGCGCCAUGGAGGCAAAACGACGCUUCUUUGAGCUGGACAUAAACCCUUGGCGUCGAACACUUGAAAAACACGACAAAGAGUAUGUACCGCGGGCGGUGAGACCGGGCGGCCGUAAGAAUCGUGAAGACCGCUUUAAGAAAACUUUCUACCCCUAAGUGUUCCAAAAAAUCGUUUUCUUUUUUGUAAUAAAUAAAAUGAGUUUUGUUAUA
This is a messenger RNA of Drosophila obscura, 1831 nucleotides long. It is a transcript of the gene mRpS30, whose product is annotated as 28S ribosomal protein S30, mitochondrial. The transcript has 2 exons. Gene Ontology annotation, biological process: translation. Gene Ontology annotation, molecular function: structural constituent of ribosome. The record is from RefSeq and is a predicted model, not a curated record. Gene Ontology annotation, cellular component: ribosome; mitochondrial large ribosomal subunit; mitochondrion. NCBI's taxonomy places the organism in Eukaryota, Metazoa, Arthropoda, Insecta, Diptera, Drosophilidae. Bases 101 to 1777 code for a protein of 558 amino acids.